Molecule: messenger RNA, 1033 nt
Organism: Phodopus roborovskii (desert hamster)
Lineage: Eukaryota; Metazoa; Chordata; Mammalia; Rodentia; Cricetidae
Gene: Nrn1l
Product: neuritin 1 like
Exons: 3
Coding region: 411-920 (169 amino acids)
Biological process (GO): nervous system development; neuron projection extension
Cellular component (GO): plasma membrane
Source: RefSeq, a predicted model, not a curated record
CCCUCUGGGGUCCUUCCUAGCUCCUCUGCCAAUCUAGAUACUGGAGGUGGGACUGACAGCUGGGAUGAGGCCCCUCCUCCAGCUCCCAUCCAAUCAGGAUCCCUCCCUCUGGAGGCUGGGCCCACAGGCGGCUCUCCAAGCCUGUAGCUCCUUCACUAGGCUGAUAGCCAGGGAUGAUGUGCUGCUGCUGCCAGCGGCUACCCUGUGCCCUGACACUGUCGCUGCUGCUGCUGCUGCCACUCGAGCCCCAGAAACUAGAGAAGGAACUGAGUGAGCUCUGGACCCAACACCCCCUUCCUGUUCCAUCUCACCUCCAUGUGCAUCACAGUCCAAAUCCUAUCUUGAGAAUCAAGACAAGUGAUCUCCAGAUACCCUGAAGUUCCCUGGGGGCACCUCUUUGACGCUGAGUCAUGUCCCCAGAGCACUACCAGGUAAACAAGGUCCUUACAAUGGACCCUGGCUCAUUCUAUCAACCAUUCUCCAUCCCCACCCCCCUCCUAGUCUUUGUACCCCCUUUAGCUAUGGCCUCUGAUGGUCCAAAUCGCUGUGAUUCCAUAUACCAAGGCUUUGCUGAGUGUCUCAUCCGCCUGGGGGACAGCAUGGGCCAUGGACGAGAGCUCCAAACUGUCUGCAGAUCCUGGAAUGACUUCCAUGCCUGUGCCUCUCGGGUCCUGUCAGAGUGCCCGGAGGAGGCCGCCGCAGUGUGGGAGUCCCUGCAGCAAGAAGCUCGCCGUGCCCCCCACCCAGAUAACUUGCACAUCCUCUGUGGUGCCCCUGUGAGUGUUCGGGAAAUGGUUGCUGGCCCAGAGACCAACCAGGAGACACUCCGGGCCACAGCUCCUGCACUGGCUCCAGCCCCAACCCCUGCAUUGCUUGCUGCUGCUCUGGCACUUGCCUGCCUCCUGGGGCCUCUGGCCUAAACAGUCUGGUUGGCUAGCCAACAGUGCCCUUGCCUCCCAUCACUGAAUGCAGUGGCCGCUGUGUGGGCUCUGCAGAGUGUGCAUAAUUUUCAUUAAAGGUAUUUAUAUUUGCA